AUGGGCUACACAACACUCUGGCGACAACUCUCACCACGUCAGAUUAAUCUUGCAAUCCAAACGUUUUCCCUCAUUUCUAUAUUCUUCGAAGGCUAUGAUCAGGGUGUAAUGGGAGGUGUAAAUGCCUCGCCGACGUACGUGACAGAAGUCGGGAUAGGAAGGCCCGACGGCACUGUGACUGACACUACGCAUCAAGGAGGCCUGGUCAGUAUAUACUACUUAGGAUGUAUCUUUGGCUGCUUUGCCGGUGGAUGGCUUGCUGAUUGCAUUGGUCGUAUCAAUGGCUUGCUGUUCGGGUCAGUCUUUGCCCUCAUUGGGGGUGCUCUACAAGCCUCCAUUCAAAGCUCGGAGUUCAUGCUAGUUGCUCGCGUGGUGACGGGAAUUGGUACGGGUGCACUGACUGGAAUCACCCCGGUGUUUGUGUCAGAAAUUUCUUCGGCCGAACACCGUGGCGGAUAUCUUGGCUAUGUUUUUAUUGCGAAUUAUCUGGGUAUCUCUGUUGCCUACUGGCUGUCUUUUGGCCUCUCUUUCAUCAAUAACGGUUACUCGGACUUCAGGUGGCGCUUCCUACUAGCAUUUCAAUGCAUCCCGGCCCUUAUCCUUACUAUCUGCAUCAAAGCAUUGCCAGACAGCCCACGGUACCUUGCCUCGGUCGGACGAAAUGACGAGGCUCGCGAUCUGUUGAACUGUAUUCGGCGGCAUAAAGCCAGCCAGAAGGAGAUCGACCGGGAAUAUCACGAGAUUGUUGCUACAGCACAAGAUAGUAGACCGAGCUCCCCAAUUCAAUUCGUCAUGAUCCUUUGCGGCAAAGGUGGCAGACCAGGUGCGAAUUUGGGUCGCCGUGCCUGGCUUAGCUUAUUCCUCCAGAUCAUGGCCUCUUGGACUGGCAUCACAGCUGUCACGGCGUAUUCGCCCGUGCUUCUCAGCCAGGCCGGUUAUAGUGAAACCAAACAGAAUGGGUUAGCUGGUGGCUUGAAUACGAUCGGCAUCAUCGGGACCAUCAUCAGUGGGCAAAUCGUCGAUCGCCUUGGUCGACGCAGGUGCCUCAUGCUUGGCUCUGCAGUGCUUUUCGCUGUUGAAAUAAUUGCUGGAUCGCUAUACGAAGGUUCUCUUCAUCAUCCAGACAAAGCAAUCCAAUAUGCGCCAGGGGCUGUCGCGAUGCUCUUCCUUUUCAACUUGGGUUAUGCAGCAACAUGGGGCACAGUAGCUUUCCUCAUACCCACGGAGAUUUUCCCUUCAGACCUGCGAGCCCAAGGAAACGGUUUCGGUAUAACGGGCUGGGCGAUUGGCGUUGGAAUGACCACUCUCGUCAAUCCCAUCAUGUUCGACAGCAUCAAGAGUCGGAGCUACUUUCUCCUUGCUGGCUUAAAUCUUCUCUGGAUUCCCAUAGUAUAUCUUUUUUAUCCAGAAACUUGCAAUCGAUCGCUAGAAUCAAUCGAAGCCUUGUUUUCCACACCCAGCCCAUUCUCCUGGGACAUGGAGUGGGCAUACUGCUUGCAUGGCGAUGUGGUCGUCGAACGGGGGGUUAAUGACGAAAAAGACAACAGGGCUGAAGGUUGUCAGAGUCUUCCUCGUGGGGACCAUGAGGAUAUUUGGGCGUGUUGA
Molecule: messenger RNA, 1605 nt
Organism: Aspergillus caelatus
Lineage: Eukaryota; Fungi; Ascomycota; Eurotiomycetes; Eurotiales; Aspergillaceae
Product: putative MFS sugar transporter
Exons: 6
Coding region: 1-1605 (534 amino acids)
Biological process (GO): transmembrane transport; carbohydrate transport
Cellular component (GO): membrane
Molecular function (GO): carbohydrate:proton symporter activity
Source: RefSeq, a predicted model, not a curated record